GGUUUUCUCUAAAAGAAUAAAGCCUUGAGCUGCACAAAUAAGAAGUUCAAACACGGCUGGCCAUGCAUUAAUUUUUUGGAUCAAGCUAUUUGUGUGGACUGUAAAGUUGCUGUAGCUGGCAAAGGGAGAGAACAACGCAACCAUGGGAAGGAAGAAAAUACAAAUUACGCGGAUAAUGGACGAACGAAACAGACAGGUAACAUUUACCAAGAGAAAGUUUGGACUGAUGAAGAAGGCUUACGAACUGAGCGUACUCUGUGACUGUGAAAUUGCACUGAUUAUUUUCAAUAGCUCUAACAAGCUGUUUCAAUAUGCCAGUACGGACAUGGACAAAGUCCUUCUCAAGUACACCGAAUACAAUGAGCCCCAUGAGAGCAGAACCAACUCUGACAUUGUUGAGACUCUCAGAAAGAAAGGCUUAAAUGGUUGUGAAAGCCCAGAUGAUCAGAGAUACUUUGAGGAGGAGACAUUCAGCAAACUAAUUGAAGAUAGUGAUUUUGUUUUCAAGCGAGACCCUGCACUGAACAAGAAGGAAAACAGAGGUUGUGACAGCCCGGACCCUGAUGGCUCCUACGUACUCACCCCCCACACCGAGGAAAAGUACAAAAAAAUUAACGAGGAAUUUGAUAAUAUGAUGCGCAGUCAUAAAAUCUCACCUGGAUUACCACAGCAAACCUUUCCAAUGUCUGUCACUGUACCGGUGUCCAACCCAAACACAUUAACGUACAGUUCUCCAGGGAACACAAUGGUUACUGCUUCAUUAGCUGCCAGUGCAUCAUUAACAGAUGCAAGAAUGCUGUCCCCACCUCCAACGACACUGCAUCGAAAUGUGUUUCCCCAGGGCUACCCCAGGCCUCCUAGCACGGGAAAUGCUGGUGUAAUGUUGUGUUCGUCUGAUCUCUCCGUGCCAAAUGGAGCAGGUACCAGUCCAGUAGGUAAUGGGUUUGUAAACCCUCGCGCUUCUCCAAGCCACUUAGGACCAACGGGAGGGAAUGUGCUGGGGAAAGUGAUGCCUACAAAAUCUCCCCCACCCCCUGGAGGGAACCUUGUUAUGAACAGCCGAAAACCUGACCUACGUGUGGUUAUUCCUCCUUCCAGUAAAGGCAUGAUGCCUCCUUUGAACACCCAAAGAGUAACCAGUUCACAAGGUACUCAGCCACUUGCCACCCCAAUUGUUUCAGUAGCUACUCCCAGUUUAGCCCCUCAGGGGCUGAUUUAUUCUGCAAUGCCUACUGCCUACAAUACAGACUAUCCUUUGACCAGUGCAGAUCUGUCAAUGCUGCAGGGGUUUAACUCCCCAGGAAUAUUGCCUCUAGGACAGGUUUCAGCCUGGCAACAGCAUCACGUAGGACAAGCAGCCCUCAGCUCCUUUGUGGCUACUGGACAAUUAUCUCAGGGUUCUAAUUUGUCCAUCAACACAAACCAGAACAUCAAUAUAAAGUCCGAGCCCAUAUCACCCCCCCGUGAUAGGAUCACUCCUUCUGGAUUUCAAUCCCAUCAGCACCACCAACACCAACCUCGCCCAGAAAUGGACAGCCUGAGCAGCUCCAGCAGUUCCUAUGAUGGCAGCGACCGAGAGGACGUCAGAAAUGACUUUCAUUCACCGAUUGGCUUGGGAAGACCUGCCAAUAACGAGGACAGGGACAGCCCCUCUGUGAAACGCAUGAGGAUGGAUGCUUGGGUGACAUAAAUAUUUCUCCAGACACCUUUUAUGGCGAGGAACCCUUGAGCAUAUCUAAAACUAUAUGUCACAGGUGCACAAGUUGUAUAUCCGCAUUUGUGUCAUACACACAUCCAUCAGGUACCUGCUGCAAUGACUGGAAACACCUACAACUUUCUGCAGUGAUGUGGCACUUAAUGUGGACUUUCUAACAACUCCGGGGGAAGCAAUGCAUUAGGCCUCAGUGUAAUCAUACUUUUCUGAAACUACAAUAGUAAAUGACCCUUUUAAAAGGGAAAUGUGGAGGGUUGAAACCUUUCCGCGCUUGGGGAGAGGAUCCUAUCCCCCCCAUCCUUAUCCCUGUGCUUUUAACCCCUUUGCUGACAAAAGGGCAUUCAGUGCAUUGUAUUAGCCCAUCUGGAACCUCAUGGGUUUGACACUUGGCUUGAUAGAACAAACAGGACAAUGAAUGCAGGAAACAAAGAAAGCAAUACUGUAAAUGUAAAACAAUAAUAAAUGUUUUAUCCAAAAUUAAUACCUACAGAUCCCUCUUUGAAAGGGAGCAGGUGAAGGGCUGAAGCCACGAGAACUAUUUUUGCACGUGCGACACAAACAGCAAUGAUAUCAGGUCAGAAAGUUUUAUGUUUCGAAUCUAGGGAGUCAUAGGGCAUUGUAUUGGGGGAGGUUAAUAAAUAAAUAAAAAAAAGAUCUAUAAGCCUUGGAAAAAGGGCAUAUAAAAUUAAUAUAUUAAGUUAUAAUUGGGAAUAUGUUAAAGUUUCUUUUUACUUUCAUACCUAAAAGAACAAGAACCGAUUUUAGCUUGUGUAUAUUUUAUAUUAUGGGAAAACAAUGCCCUUAUUGACUAUAAAUAUAUAUAUAUAUAUAUAUAAAAGUUAUAUACUUUUGAACACGUUCUGCUAUGAAUUAUUUAUACAAACCAAAGCUGUAUGUUUGGGCUUUUUUUUUGUAGACUAUAGAUUUAUUCUUUUCUUUCCUGAUUUGUUUUUAUAGGUUUUUUUUUUUCUUGCUUUGAGAGCAAAAUAAAUAGAUGUACAAAAAAAAACUCAAAUGCAUCAACUUCAGAAAGAUAAAAGCCAUGAUACGUUUAUUAUAUUGUAUCUGUAAUUUAAACUUUGAGCCAAACUUUCUGUACAUAGCAUCAUAAAUAUGUCACCAGGACUUGAAAUGUUAAAGAGUAGAAGAGUAUUGUGUGAGUAAUAUGUACAAUUCUGUCAGAUAUGCUGUACUGCCCUUGUACGUGGUUAUUGCCAGUACUGUUUUACAUGUUUCCCUCCCUUUCAGGAGAACUAUAGAAAUUGGUUGGGUUUUGCUGUAAUCACCGUAACAUGUUUUAAUCUGUGUUCUUAUGUUCUGUACACAGAAAAGUGGCAAAAAGUAAAUAUAUGGAUCUCUUCAAAAGUCGCUCUUCUUGGAAAUGUAUCUGGACACGGUGAUGCAAGGUGAUCUUUGCUUAUGUCUGAAAAGCAAAAAUAGAUAUCUGGUGUUACCCACUAAGUAUAACUUUAUGGGAAGAUAAAAGUUAUGGAAUAUUUUGUUGAGAAAUCCACUAUCCAGAAUGCCCUGAAACCAGGCAAUUAUCUUCCCCCUAUUCCCCCAAUAAUUUCUGCAUGCUUAUUUGGAUUCCAUUCCUGUUUGUUAUACAGCUAUGGGACCUGUUAUCCUGAGGCUUUCUGGAUAACAGAUCGUAAUACUAGAAAAUUGUGUAAAUAUUAAACAAACCCAACAGGCUGGUUUUGCUUCCAAUAAGAAAUACUUAUAUCUCCGCUUGGAUCAU
This is a messenger RNA of Xenopus laevis (African clawed frog), 3455 nucleotides long. RefSeq names its product myocyte enhancer factor 2A L homeolog (gene mef2a.L). NCBI's taxonomy places the organism in Eukaryota, Metazoa, Chordata, Amphibia, Anura, Pipidae. Gene Ontology annotation, cellular component: nucleus. The record is from RefSeq and is marked provisional. Gene Ontology annotation, biological process: cell differentiation; positive regulation of DNA-templated transcription; regulation of transcription by RNA polymerase II. Gene Ontology annotation, molecular function: protein dimerization activity; DNA binding; histone deacetylase binding.